Molecule: messenger RNA, 4374 nt
Organism: Truncatella angustata
Lineage: Eukaryota; Fungi; Ascomycota; Sordariomycetes; Amphisphaeriales; Sporocadaceae
Exons: 4
Coding region: 1-4374 (1457 amino acids)
Biological process (GO): protein import into nucleus; RNA export from nucleus
Cellular component (GO): nuclear pore
Molecular function (GO): protein binding; structural constituent of nuclear pore
Source: RefSeq, a predicted model, not a curated record
AUGGCUUUCAGUCAAGGCCAGGAUCUACAGCUGAUCCAGACGGAGCGUCUGGGGUUUUUAUCGCUUGCGGGAGAAUCAAAAGUUCGCCUGACCUCACAAUGGUCGCCUGCCCCUACCGCCAAUGCCUCCCUCAUAAGCAUCGCAUCUCGCAAAGGGCUGGUCGCCGCUGCUGGCCCCGAUGCCAUAUCGCUAGCGACUACCGAGUCUGUCCGGAAGGGCUUCGAGGCCCCCAAAGAUGGCGACAACGAAGUACGCCCAUUCACCCCACAACUCAGGAUUCCACUCCCGACUCGCAUAUCUCACCUCGCCUUUACCGCCGAUGAGAGCUACCUCGUCAUAGCCGCCGAGGUGGGUGGCGGACUGGCUGUUUACGAUGUUCAAGCAUUGCUUGGGGGCUCUACACAGCCAGCCGCCCAAAUACCAACCAAUGGAGAAGCGUUGAGAGCUCUAGUGCCUAACCCCCAAGCGGCAAUGGGAGAGCUUGUUGCUGUUGUCACAGAGAAGGGCAACUUGCUCAUGGCCAACAUGAAAGAGAAGAGCUUCCUUUCCGGCCCCAAUGGCUCGAUACUUGCGACCCAGGCCAGCUGUGUUGCUUGGAGUACCAAAGGAAAGCAGAUUGUUGCAGGCUUGGGCGAUGGUUCCAUCCAACAGAUGACACCGGAGGGUGAAGUCAAGGCUCGAAUCCCCAGACCACCAGCUGUGGACGCAAAUUUCUUCGUCUCAUUCCUGCUAUGGUUGGAGAACAACCUCUUUUUGGCAGUCUAUGUGUCUACCGGUCUUGACCCUCCGCAGUCUAUUUAUCAACUGAUUACACGACAAGGACAGACAUUUACAUGUCAGAAGCUCACUGAUCCUGUCGAUCCUUUUGGAAGUGAAAAGGUACCACAUCAUACAGCAGCGAGGCUCAAGGACUUCCCUCCAAAUUUACAAGAUCUUAUCAUCUUUUCUUCAAGCGCAAGUUCUGAUGUUGGUCUCUUGUCCAGAGCCAAAUCACCGCUGUCGGAUGAUAACGUCAGCAAUGAGUUCACUACGACCGAGCUGCUUGACGACUCGAAGCGAGCUACAUUGCCGAUGGAUGCCAAUUACCAGACCCCCACUCCUAUUGGCACAUGCUUAGAUCUGUCUGGGAAAGAGCCUGUUUACAAGCCUAUACCGAGUGAUGAAAUGGAACAGUCUGCCGGCCCUCUUCCUGGCUAUUGGGUGUUAAACGACGAAGGUGUCCUUUCGGUGUGGUGGGUCAUUUACACCGAGUCUAUUAGGGAGGGCACAACAUAUCCAGGCUUGGCUGCUGUGGAAGGGAAUACUGCACAACCUGCACAACCACCCAAUCUAAACCCGUUUGGUAUACCAAGCAGUAGCUCCGCUUUUGGAACACCAUCCAGUGCAUCCAGCACUGCCUUCGGUGGCAGUUCCGCCCUUGGGCCAAAACCAUCACUAUGGGCAACUCAGUCAACUUCCGGUGGCAGCAGUGCAUUUGGGUCCAGUGCUUUCGGUGGUGCCGGUGCCGCCCCAGCUGCGAAGUUCGGCCAGCCGGCUUUUGGCCAGCCUGCAUUUGGCCAGACGAGCACUCCUGCAUUUGGCCAAUCAUCUGGUAUAGCAAGCAAGGCUUCGCCAUGGGCCACUGCAGCUUCAAAUACUUCGUCUGGUUCUCCUUUCGGCGGAUCUGCGUUUGCGAGUGCUGCCAAUGGACCAAGUCCAUUUGGUAGUGCCUCAGGAGCCGCUUCUGGUGGAGGGUUCGCCAGUUUUGCCAAUCAAGGCGGCUUCAGUUCCCUGGGUUCUAACGAUGCUACUAGUAACGGCACAAGUAUAUUUGCUUCUAAGAAGCCGGCAGCUGACGAGACCAUGGACACUGACGCUAGUACCUCAUUCCCUACACCUGCUGCAAAGCCCGCAACGAGUACGGCUUCUCCAUUCGGAUCGACACCCUUCAAGCUGGGAACAACAUUUAAGGCUGACCCUGCUGCUGCUGAUGACAAAGCUAGCGCAACUGAUACGAACGACGGCAAAUCCCUCUUCGGUAGUGGUUUUACAUCUGGAUUAGGCGGAGCAGCAAAGCCGGCAGGCUCAGGUAUUUUUGGCACUCAAAAUUCGAGCAGUGCUUUCUCCACAACACCGACAUCAACACCGGCGCCUUCUAGGUUUUCCGAAGCACCCACCCCAAGCCAAACCCCAGGAGGACCGUUCAACCUCACUGGGAGGAGCUCUAGCAGUCUCUUCGGAAGCACAACUCCUGGACCUAAGAGUUUCGGUGGUCUCUUCGGUAGCACAACUCCCGCGCCGCCUAAGAUAAAGGACGAAGAACAAACUCCUAGAUCAUUGAAGGAUAUCCCGGUUGUCCCCUUGCCCCCUGAUAGUACCAGUAAGGCCUCUUAUCCGAUUGGAGAUUCCUCAUCCUCAUCAGCAUACUCUGCAACAGGUACACCGGACGCACUUAAGACUCCCACAGACGCGCCACUGCCGCCUGACUUCGCUUCCGAGCCUAAAGCCGACCUGACACCGCCUCCGGUGCCAGACUCACCGCCCGCCGACGAUGCGCCAUUGCCCCCUGACCCAAGCACUAACAAGAAGUUGUACGAUGUCAAGAUCCCGCCGCUGCCUGAAGCUCCUGUGCCGUCUAGUUCGAUAUUUUCAAACUCUAGCUCCAUCUUCUCUGUAGGCAAAGCGAACAUCCCCAAGCCCAUCUCUACUGGCUUUUUGUUCCCAACGGAUCUGCCGCCAGUCACAAACUCUAGUGAUGAUGAUGACGACGAAAACGAUGACGAAGAGGAAGAGGAGUCCGAAGACGGUGAAGAGGAAGGAGAAGAGGACGAGGACGAGGAUGAAGAAGAGGAGGGUAGCGAAGAAGGCAGCGAAGGCAGUGGAGUUGAUGUGACGAAGGAGUUCAGCCCUCAGUCUGCACCUAAAGAUAGGACGACACCAGCGAUCACUCCUGGAAGCUCCUUCGAUGGUGGCCUAGGCGGAAGUUUCUCAACAAUUUCCAAGCCAGAGACAGAACGGAAGAGCUUGUUUGGCGAACUCGGUAGAAGUAUACCGAAUCUUCCCCAACCAAAUCCCCUCAGCCCUCGAUCUCCUAGUCCGGUGCGAAACUCAUUCGCAUCUAGGAUCGCAGAUUCGUCAUCGCGCUCGUUUAGUGCACCAGGCAUGGCGUCUAAGAUCCUCGGUGCGUCUCAACGUCCGAGCAGUCGGGGACCUCCCAUUGUUAGUAAAGAAGUGCCUUCAGAAGAUCACCGGGUUGAGCAGCGCGCCAGAGCUAGGGCCAAGAAAGAGGCUGAAGAGACACAGUUGCUGGUCGACGAAGACGACGAAAGCCGACAGCAGCAACUUCAAGCUCCUAUUCGGCCUACUCUGCAGCUGGACGAGUUCAUCGCCCAUCCAGGACCCUUGCCCUUGGCGGAUGAUAAUAUUCCCGCACAAGUUGAGGCUGUUUACCGAGACAUCAACGCCAUGAUUGACACAUUGGGAUUGAAUGCACGGUCUCUUGACAACUUUAUUCGAGGCCACGCCGAAGCGUUUCGUCACGACAAUCGCGACAAGCACGAUUUAUCCAGCCCUGACGGAUGGACUAUCGGCGAGCUCGAAGACCUCCGGGCGAUCAUUUCUGAAGACCUGGUUAACGAUCUGUCAGACGCUCGUAUUGUUGAUCCUCAGGACAAGAUCGCAGAGUGUCAAGACCUUCAGCGUGAUCUGAAGCGGGAUUUUAGCAAACGCAAUGAUAUCCAGAAGAUGAUCAAUAUCAAGUUGGACCCUGACCAGGCUAUGGCAAACCGUCUCCUCCCUCUUACGGCUGAGCAAGCAGCUCGACAGAACGAUCUCCGCCGGGACUUUGCACGCUUCACCAAGACGCUCGCAGAGGCUGAAGAGAGCUUGACGAUGCUCAAGGCUAAGAUUGCCACUGCCAACGCCGCCAACGGCAAGCCUGGUUCGGUACCCUCGAUUGACGCCAUCGUGCGCACCAUUACCAAAAUGACAAGCAUGGUGGAGAAACGCAGUGGCGACAUUGACGUCCUUGAGAAUCAGAUGCGCAAGCUGCGAUUCAACACCGGCUCGCCUGCUCGCGGGCUCGGCGCCAGUACGCGUAGCCGUGAGGGCACUCCCACGCCCAGCAAGAAGCUUGCGGCCUUGAUGCUCUCACCUGAAAGGUCGUUCCGUGAGAGCACUCCUACCAGAAGUGGUAUGCGGCAUUCCAUGUCGGACAUUGGUGGGGGCAUGUUUGCCGUCCGUACAACUCCCAGAAAAAAGCUGAGCGGGUUUGGAGAGGCAGAAAAGAAAGCCGUCAAGGAGCGCAGGGACCAGAGAGCAACAGUGCUUGGGAAGCUCAGGACGAGCGUGGAGAAGAAGGGAGCGACUGUCUGGGCUCUAGAUGAAAUUGAGUAA